Microstroma glucosiphilum is the source of this 1070-nucleotide messenger RNA. Its product is annotated as manganese and iron superoxide dismutase. Gene Ontology annotation, biological process: superoxide metabolic process. The record is from RefSeq and is a predicted model, not a curated record. Bases 42 to 992 code for a protein of 316 amino acids. The transcript is spliced from 3 exons. Gene Ontology annotation, molecular function: superoxide dismutase activity; metal ion binding. Lineage: Eukaryota; Fungi; Basidiomycota; Exobasidiomycetes; Microstromatales; Microstromataceae.
CUCUCACCAAUCCUUCUCGUCCAAGGAUCACCUCCAACAUCAUGGCUCUCCCCACCACCCUCCGUACAGGAGCUGCUCGUGCUUCGUUACGGAAUUUUGCAUCCUCUUCGUCAUCUCGUCUCGCCUCAGCUGCGCCUUCGCAGAGGAGAGAGCUUCAUUACCUCCCUCCGGCUCCCGAGGCGCUACAGAGGGGAUGCAUGCCGUUCCUGUCCAAGGGCACGGUGGACACGCUUUGGAAUGGAUGGCAAAAGGGACUGCUCGAGAGGCUGAAUGCGGAGGUACGAGGCACUCAAUUGGAGUCCUCGACGCUGAUUGACACUGUCAUUCAGAGCUCCCAGAAGCCGGAGCAGAUCAUGGCCUUCAACUACGCAUCUCAAGCACUGAACAAUGCCUUCUUCCUCAGCCACCUUUCUCCCGAUCCACAAGCUUCCCAGGAUCUCAGCGACGAAUCUUGGCAAGAUCGCUCUCCACCGCAACCAGAUGGUCCCCUCAAGGGCGCGCUAGACGACCAUUUCGGGUCCGUCACAGAAUUCAAGUCAGCAUUCUCAGCUGCUGCUCUGGGCAUGUCGUCCAGCGGAUGGGUAUGGCUUGUAGUGGAUGGGCAAGGGAAGGUGGGAAUCGUGCCAACAUACGGCGCUGGUACCGUGCUCGUGCAGAACCGCCAGCAAAGAGGCCUGCCAGACAUUGAGAGCAGCGCUGCCACUUCGUCGCCCGAUGGAACCGCCACCUCUUCUUCCGGCUCGCUCUUUGCUGAGAGUAGCGGAGCUCUGAAGCCGCAGAGCUCAGCAAAGUCGAUGAGGGACAAUGGGGACCCGUACGUGACGGGUACCACACUACACCCUCUCCUCUGCUUGAGCGUCCACGAGCAUGCCUGGCUGCCUGACUGGGGCAUCUGGGGCAAGGAGAACUACCUGGCAAGGUUCUGGGAAGUGGUGGACUGGAAGAAGGUCGGCAGGGUGAGGGAGGCGUAUAUGAACAAGGGCAUUAUCUGAAGAUGGGGGCAUCUGUACAAUAAUGAGAGAUCACUAUCUUGACAUCGAAUCGUGGCACAUCGUCAGGUCGUCAGAGAG